CCUACCUCCUUGCUCUGCAGGGUCGACUCACUGGCCGCGAGGAUCAUCUGACUGCCAAUGAGCAUUGCCCUUCAUGGCCAAGCUUAGCUCAGCAGUUUCUAGCAGAAAGGGAAGUGGUGUUGGGCACCUGGCAGAACCCAAGUAAAUUGUCAAACCAUUUUUAGAUGAAUUAACUUCUUAUUCUUUUCAAUUGCCACUGCACUCCUGGUACCAUAACCACUACAACAGGCUUUUUUUUCUACACUAGUUUCCCAAGAGCAUCUGUUCAUAAGUAGACUUUUGUAUCAUUAGUGUGAAAAUAUUACACCUGAAUAACUUAACCUUAUGUUGAGUUUAUAUCACUGCAUUGCUGUAUUACCUUCGGAAGCCUUAUGUUAAUAUUCAGAAUGUCAGUGUGACAUUUUUGAUUACUGAAUACAACUUUUUUGUCUAAUUUUCUAUUACAAAAGACGUGCAUAAUGUUUAGACAAGUGAAAGGUUAAAGGCAGGCACACACAGUACUCAGGUUACACCUGUUCGUAUCCUCCCCACUAGGAUACACAGACUUGGUGUGACGGUAUUUGCUAAACAGCUGCCAGAAUAUAACAGUGUCUCCACAAUGGCUUUCCCAAGCAGCCUCUCCUCUGUGCUGCUGUUGGCUCUCGUGACUUUCCAAGUAUCUUUACAAGCAGGUAAUAAGAGUUUUCUUUACGUUUGGUAUUAGAUUGCCUGUUCUGCCUACAAGAUACUUUACGUUAUAUUGUAUUGAUCACUUUUUACAUAAGUUAACAAGUACCUAGUGCCCAGUAUGUACUCUUUUUUUCUUGGACUGCAUGGGUCUCACCUCUCAUCGAAACAAAGUUAUUUUGCCACGUAGCUUUGUAUAGCCUUAUUUGUAAAUUUACUUCUACCACUAUCCACCCUCACUGAUGCUCACACAAACAAAUACAUGCAAUUAGCCAUAUUCACAUACAUACAUAACUAGCCACUCACACAAAUACAUAAUAUGUCACAUACCCCAACCUAAUUAGUAACAUGCUGACGCAAACACAGACACACAACAAUGUAUACACAGACAACGAUUAACAUGAAUAUAUAGACACAUUAAAACACAUAGAGACUUACACUUAUACUGACAGUCAGACACACUCAUACGCAAAGUCAAACUAACACAUAUUCAAAAUCACACACUGACACAAAUAAACAAUAACACUCUCACUGAUAGACACGUGUACUUUAAAACUCACUCAUGCAGACUCACACAGACACUCACACUUAUUUUAAUCUCCUUUCUUCCUAAUUUAUACAAAUAUGUACAAUUUUAUUUAGCACAAGAACACUGUACCUUUGUUUACAAAGACUGAUUUCUAAACACAUGUAUGUAGUUUAAAGACACAUUGCUGUGAGUAUUAUUGCUGUGGAGUUCUGUUUUAUGCUCAGACGCACCAUCUGUUAUAUACUCAGACAUCAAGAAUAGAAUUAGGAUAGAAAAGAGAGACAAUGGGAUUUGGGCCCAAAAUAGGGACUGUCCCUCCUAAAUAGCGCCACUUGGGAAAUAUGGUUCAACUACUUAUAUUGAAGGUGUGCUAGGGCUACUCCUUGCAUCAUAACCACAACAGUAGUAGUUAUAGUGCUUGCUGUAUACCUUUAAAUUAACAAGUGUGAUAUAACAUAAGUGUGUUAUAUAGUAGUAUUAAUUAAGUGUGUUAUAUAGUAGCCAUCUAAUUCCCACAAAACAGAAUAGAAAUCCUAAUCUGUACUACUUUAACAAAUGGGUGUUAAAAAUAAAGUUUUGCUUAAACUGUCUGCUUGCCAAAAAAUGCAAGAUACAGUCCACUUCUAGUUUUUGUGUCAGAUCUCUAGACGCUGUGACAAACAAUAUCACCAUCACUUUCAUUUCAGAAAAAAGCUCUCAACACGGUGUGUUUAAAGUCGCAUUAGUCUUCUUUGUAACUUAGCUGGGUCCAGAAACAUAGUAAGCAAUGGUUUAUUUACUUAACCCCUUAAGGAACAAGACUGUUUUGAGAAGCAACGUGCUUAUGAUCAAGGCGUUUUUGGCACUCUUGCCAUGUUUUCAUUCUAUUAUAAUUUCACCAUUUCUAUUCAAGUGCAUGUAUGUAUGUAUGCAUGUUUGUUUGGGUUUUUUAAGGGAGAACUUGAGCUUUUUGUGCACAUAAAACAUUAUUUAAUAUGAAUAGAACAGUAGAAAAUACACCAAAUUUUUCUCAGUUUUACAUGUAAUAAUUUCUACACAGCUAGUGCAACUAAAAAAAACAACAACCUCAAAAUAGAUUCACUAACUCGUCCUAAUUGUUAAAAUGCCUGAUAUGAUUAUGAUUUAAAUUAAAGCAACAUUAUGUUGUUAUGAAUACAAAGCUGUAAUCCUAACACUAUGGUGUCCCUCUGGUCCCGCACCCCCACUGCAACAGCAAUUAAAGGGUUAAAGAAACAAAACAAACCUUUUUUCCACUUACCUUAUUCCAAGGCUAGGGCCCCUCGGCACUGAUUCCAUCUCCGCAUCUUCUGACAUCAUCACAAGGGGAAUCUAGUGCUUGCCGCGCAGCAGUUGCCUUUCCCAUAGGAAUUAAUUGACUCAAUACUUUCCUAUAAGGAUUUUGAAGACAUUGGAUGUCCUCAUGCAAGCAUGAGGAUGUCCAGUGUCGUUUCACGGAGUUAAACUCCUGAAACAGCAGGAAGUGCCUAUAGUGGCUUUCUAAUAGACAGCCAAUAGAGGCAGUCUUAACAUUAUUGCAGUUUCCCUACAAUUGCAAUGUUUUACAUUCCAGGGUAAAGUGCAAUAGGGACACUGAACCUGGACCACUUCACUGAAAUGAAGUCCCCUGGGUGCCUAUAGUGCCCCUUUAAUUUUUGCGAAGUUCUAAAAUGAGGACUAAAUUAUGGCUUUAAAGAAAAAGAUUUGCAAAAUUGGCAUGCUGAGAUUAGUAUAUUUGUAAUAGUUACAAAAUCCAAAACCGCUACUCAAAAGUUAUAUAAUUGUACAAAAUACAUCGCCCAGGUUAUGUAACCAAUAGCAUUUUCACACUUUUCAUUUAAAACCUUUUUUAUAUUUUGCUACAUUGUAUGACAACUUUUUACUCUAAUACUACCCCUAAUCUUGCCCCUAAUCAUACCCAUAAUCUAACAAAUAACCCUACCCCUAAUCUAAUUUAUAAUCCAACAACCAAUUCAACCGUAAUCCUGCCCUUUAAUCCCACCUCCUAAACCCACAGAGAGAUUCCCUCUGCUGCCUGUUGACAAGAGUACUGAUUUUUCUCUGACCCUGGGACCAAACUCUGAAUCACGUUGGCUGAGUGUGGUCGCUUAGCCGGGUGUCAGACUUCGGCUGCUAAUUAUCUUUACAUUAUCUUUUUGUACCUUACUUCUCACCAGGGGCACAUCCAUCUUAAAAUGGCUCCUUCACUUUUUGAGGUCUUUGCAUAUUUUAACUUACCUGUACCUGUCCCUCAUGGUUGCUGCCAUCAUCUUCUGCAGGGUCCUCUUCAGUUUGACGCUGAUGUCAAUGAAGGAACCUACCAGAUUGCAGGAUCCUCCAUAGAAACAACCUUUUUCCCCCCUGAACCAUUACUAGUGACAGCUAAGGGCUUGACAAGGUUUGAGAAAAGGUAACUCUGCCUCUUGUCAAAUUUGUCACGUGUGGGGAAAAUACUAAGACAAUGUAGUCCCUACUUUCUGUGAACUUCCAGCAGUCUUCUAUGAGCAUUUCAUAAAGAUUUUAUCUUUAUAACAGAAAUGUCUUGUGAUGAUGGAUAGGAGCCCUUGCAUGACUGCUGUAUCACUCUUUCACACACUGCACAUGGUGUUAAACUGAAAGGAAUGUACCUUGUUGGGUUGUCACUGGUUGAUUGGAAAUCACUAUUUUUUAUUUUUUUUACCUACACCAUUACUAGCAAAGUAGGGCCAGGGGCCAAGUCUGAGUCUCAGGGAGACUCCUUGCUCCCAGCUUAUACGGUGGGGAAAAGAGUUAACACUUUGAACACAUCUCUAUUUUUUUUAUAUGAGGUUCACUGUUCUAUUUAAUUAUAUUACUGUGGCAGAGAGGAGAGAUUAAACCAUAAACAGUGUUCUUUUUUUUAUUGGACAGGUAUUUCCUGCCAUGUACCAUUAGAAAUAAUGUAGUGGUUUUGAUGCAUAAAUGCUGUAUCUUUUCUCUGUCUGGCACCCAUUUGAGUCACUUCCUCCUUUAAGACCUUUGAUUUUCAAUGGUUUUAAGAUUUGAUGUGGCCAAAAUAGUUAAGACGUGGCCAAAAUAUCAAAAACCGUAACAACGGCACAUUGUCCAAAAUCUGUAACUCUGAACUGCCAGCUGUGACAUCAGAAGAAGGGGUACCGUAUGGAGAAGAAGCCGUAUUUUUUGGGUGGUAGGAGGGCAUGGGCAAUAUGCAGUUGAGUUUGCUAUGAUGGACAAGAGGUCUACCCAAUGAUGUGGGUUGUAUCUUCUGUCCAAUCAAGAGGUGGAGAAAAAGAUCAUUUAAUUCACAGAUCAGUGAAGUGACCAAUAGAGAGGAGCAAUAAAAUAAUUAAAAUUUUUAAGCUUUUUUAGAUCUCUCUACUUCAGUUAUUGAGGGAGACAAAUCAGUGGACAUGGAUUGCCAGCCUGGUUUUAUCCUUGUUCCUGUUUGGGAGUGAGAGAUAUAGCCUGUGGCAUUGAUCCGCAUCCGAAUGUGAGACUGAUUAGGUUACUGAUUUGUUAUCCACUGCCACCUACAACAACUUUGAGUGGAAGAUAACCUGAGUCAUUGAUCCUAGUGUGAGACUGGUUAGGUUGAGGUCACUUACAUCAAUUUUGAAUCACUAAUUUAGAAUAUGGCACGUUCUUUUUUUUUUUUUUAACCGUUUGUAGUAAGAAUUUUUGAAAAAGAAAGUUCGUCUUCAUGAGCUACUGUCUGUGUCACUUACCAAGUUUGAGCGGGAGAUAGUCUGGGUCAAUGCUCCUAGUGUGAGCCUGAUUAUGUUACUGAUGUGCCUCGCACCAGACAGUGACACUUAUAGUAACUUUGAGUGGAAGAUAGCCUUUUAAUUGCUCCUGGUGUGAAACUGAUUAUGUUACUGAUGUGCCUUGCCUAUGACAGUGACACUUAUACCAACUUUGAGUGGGAGAUAGUCUUUUAAUUGCUCCUGGUGUGAAACUGAUUAUGUUACUGAUGUGCCUUGCCUAUGACAGUGACACUUAUACCAACUUUGAGUGGGAGAUAGCCUUUUUAACUGAUCCUAUUGUGAGACUGGUUAGGUUACUGCUUUGCCUGGUCACUACCAGUGCCACACUUAAAUCAUGUUUGCAUCACUUAAUUAUUUUAUUGAUUUGUGUUGUUUUUUUUUUAAAUUUAUUUAUUCAGAUUAUUUGAUACAGAUUAUUUGAUUUUGUAAACUGACACAAAUUGCACUGCAAUUUGCAAAGCACAAGUGAACAUUGCACUGCAUAUGGUAGGUCGUUUUAUUUUUUGAUGGUAGGUCUUUUUUUUAAAAAUCGUUUUAGAAAUAUUUUUUUUUAUCCAUUGUGUGCUAUGUGAGUGUGUUAGCACUUUGUAGUGUUCUGUGUGCUAUGCACAGUGUAAUGUUUUCUACCACUCCACACAUAUAAGGAACUUCAGCUUGUUGAAGUGCUCUUUGUUUAAGAAGUAUCCUAAUUUAAUUGUACUUUAUAAAAACACCUAUUCCCCCUCCUCUUCCACUGAGCUAAUGGAGGUAAAUGUGAGCCUGUGACAACCUUUAUUGAAGAGUUUGAGCAGAGUACCGAAGUAGUGUCCUCAGUGUCUGGUCUUGGUGUAGGUGGUGAUAAUUGUAGUAAUGAUGUUGCUCUUCUUUACCACCACUGCAGGCAUAGAUAGACUAUGAGGAGAGUCUUGAGAGGACAGGCAGCUAGUGUGCCCUCUUCUGCAUUUUCCCCUUGUCUAAGCCCAUUUCUAUCUGCCUUUGAAUUGCCACAUAAGAAAGAGACAGUUGUAACAUCAUUUGCUACUUGUACCACAAGUAGCUCACCAACUGUCAUUCUUAGUUUCACCACCACUCCCACCACUAUUUCAAUUAGCAUUAGUCACCCAAGUGCUAGUGUAGAGGCUAGUGUUACAACAGUUUCCACUACCAGUGAUACAAAUCCAUCCGCAUAUUCAGCAGCCACAAGGCGCUAUUGUAUUGUGCUGAGAGAAAGUUUGGUAUCACUAUGAGUGCUUCCAAAAAGCCUGACUUGCAAAGUGAGUACUAGGGAAGAGUGACGGCUCAUGAAUCUACAUCUGCAAAGGCACCACAAGUAUGGAUUAUUGAGGGAAAAAAGCAGGACAUGUUAAAAUACUAGGGCAGACAAAAUGUCCAUGGCUAUUAUAUUUGAUUGAGCACUACCACCUGCCACCAGCGGUACCUCCUCCAUUGCUAUGACGCUUAGGCAGAGCAGGGGGAUGUUGAGGAUAGUGUCAGUAGUCAACAUGUACAGUUGAGCUCCUCAGCAUCCCAGCAAUGUGUUCACGAACCCACUUAUUUUGUUGCAUUUCAUUCCAAGGGCCAGUCAAAAUAGCAAGCUAAAAAUUUAUUUUAAAAUCACCCACCUUAUUGCUGUAGAGGAAGCUUAUUUUUGAUGACAGAAGGGAAGCACCUCAAGCUGUUAAUACAUACCCUUGCUGUGCAAUAAAUCAUUCUUUCUCGAUCCACUUUCAUCUGGAACAUAGUCCCGUCACUGUACCGUUCCUGCAUUGUAGUAUUGAAGGAGCAGCAGGCCAAGGCUAAAAGUCAGUCGGUGCACCUCACCACAGAUUUAUUGAGUGCUUUUGUGGCCUGAAUGUAUUCCUUUCCAUAAUUGCACACUGGUGGCAGCCUAUGGAGCUUUACAUGGUGGUGAUAGUAGAGAAGUUACAACCUUUGCAUCAUGGAAGGCUGGGAGUGGAUCUGUACGGCAACAGGGCUGUCCAACAAAAAGCAUACUUCAGAAAGCAGGCACCAAUGUGCAUGCUGGAUUCGUGGUCACCAACAAAGCUACUAGCAUGAUUAAAGCUCUGCAAGAUGAUUUCUUUGUACAUAUGCACUGUUCUGCACACAUCCUACAUAUUCUAUUGAAGGCUUCAGUUGCCAAACGCAACACUACGGUGGCAACCAUACUUGGCUUUCCACUGUAGUGUGAAUACUAGCCAAUUCUUGAGGUAAGAGCAAGAGAAAACAGGGCUGCCCACAAACUGUCUUUGCCAGGACGUCACCACUGUAGUGUGAGGAAUGGACAGUAAUGAGGCAGCUAGUAUCAGUUCUUAAACCAUUUAGGGAUAUGACAGAAAAUUUGAGCCAUUGUAACACCAUUUUGGGACAGGUCAUCCGCUUGUUUACCCAUUUUAUAAAUAAGAUGUAUACAAUUCUGGAAAAUUCAUGACAACACACUCCACAACGAUGUGUCAGAAGUGGUCAAAUGGCUGCAAGAUGUACUCAAAGCAUGUCUUCACAAGCAAGUUGCUAAUUUCCAUAAACUGACCCUAGCUUCCCUAGAAGGUAGGGGGAAAAUUGCUCCUUGAUCCAAGAGCCUGACAUAGAGGGACACAAUUAUUGAUAUGGUCCGUGAUUUUCAGCAAAACAGAGGCAUGCUGGACAAAGAGGAUUUCCGUAUUGAACCUAACAUGUUAUUAUCAGCAGCAGCACAACCCCAACAUAGCAGAGUGGAGCAACUGCAUUUUGAGCAGAGGCUCUUGACAGUUUAGUGCGUACUAAUGAAGCACCAGGCAGCCAAAAUUAUAGUAAUGCCUUUGAAAUGGUCAGACCUCUCCUUUAUGAAUCUCCUUUGCCUCCUACUGAUGACCCUCUGAGCUACUGGGAUAGGAAGAAGAGUGUGUGGCCUGUCCUCUGUCUGGUCAUUUCAACAGCAACUAUUGGCAUGACCACUGUCCAAAGUGAGCAAAUGUUUGCUGUUACAGCGAACAUUCUUAAUCCACAAUGCUCACAAAUGUCCCUGCAAUUGAUGGAGCAAAUAGCUUUUGUCAAGUUCAAUUUUCCCAAGCAGGGUUACCCACUAUUGUCAAUUUAAUACAUAAGGUGCAAUCAUCUGCUAGCUGAGAUCCAAUUGGCCACCCCCUUUACUUUUAAAGUUGUUUCAAAAUUUGCAAAAACAUUCUAAAAUCUGUUGGUGAAUACAAAAAUGUAACUGAGUGAAGGACAAUUACUCACGCUACAGAUUGGAUGUGUGGGAAAGGAGUUAAUUACCGACAGAAUUUUUAUUUUUUGAAAAAUCCCCUUUUUUUAACUUGAAAUAAUUCCUGCUGAUAUUACUCUCUGUUUUUAAUUAAUACAAGACUGCAAAAUGAAAAACAAUCAAUUAUUAUAAAAACAAGUUAUUUCACCUUUUUCUUAUCCAGAUAUGGAUUAAUCAAACCAGGUAGAGGACAAUAACAUAUCUGUAAUGUAAAUGUUCUUUUAUAUUCACACUUUAGUAUGACUCACUAUUAAACUGGUAAAUUUACAGAAAGCUCAUGUAUUCUAAUAUAUAAAUAAUUUUGUGGCAAGGAAUUCCUUCUUUCAAACGAAUAAUUUACUUGCAACUGCUAUGUGGCACAUAUGACUCAUAAGUCAAGGUGAUGCAAUCUCUGUCUACUUUGAGAGAUGGUAAUCUAGAUACAUAAUAUAAAGAAAGUCACUAAAUCCCAGUAAAAACAAUAAAUAUUAUACCUUACGGCAACGUCUGCUACCCACCAACAGAUUAAAAUGUAAACUAUAUCAAAUACAGCUACAUAAUGCAAACAAAAUAUAUGUGGAAGGAAAAAAAUGGAACCAUUCACAAUUUAAUGAGCUACAUUUGGGUAUAAAGUGCAUAAACAUGACUCACCCUGGGCUCAACAGAAUAGCAGUCUCUAAAUGGCAAAGAAAUCAACCAGUAGCAAAUAUAUCUAAAAAUAAUUAAUAAAUACUGUCUCCUGAGGGCAUGACAGCACUCCCUCUCCUGCCAAUCACUCCAUGUAGUGUGGCCUUAUGGAUCACAGGAGAGGAUCUUCUGUACAGGAUGUGCUCACUGGGAGCAACAAACAGCUUCCUGUCAGACUGGGUAGAGAAUACAGAAGAUCCUCUACCGUGAUCCAUACGGCCACAAUGCAAAGGGGAAAUAAAGAUGGGAAAGGAGGGUAGACACCAGAAAGAGGAGGUGAAUGGAAGAUACCACAAUGGGAUAGGGGUAGAGGAACAGACACACAGAGGGGCUGGCGGAGAAGAGACACAAAGAGGAAGGGGGGGGGGAGACACACAGAGGAGCUAGGGGAAGUGACACACAGAAAGGUGCUGGGGAAGAGACAUACAGAGGGCUGUUGGGAGUAAAAAGAGAAACUAAUAGAAGGGCUUACAGAAGAAGCAAAAAGAGGGGAAGGGGAGAAAGAUAAACAUAAAGGGGCUAUGGGAGAGACAUACAGAUGGGUGGGGGAGAAGAAACUAGGGUCAGGGGGAGUCAGUAAUAAGUGAUGGAAAUGGGAAAAAGAGACACAGGAGGCGAUAGAAGGGGGAUGACACACAGAGAAUCACAGAGGGGCUGGGGGGCAGAGACAAGGUGCUUGGGGAGAAGAAAGAUACUCAGAAAGUGGGGGAGAAAUACACAGAGGGGCUAGGGUAUUGGAAAAAAAGAGAAGCACAGAGGGGCUGGGGGGCUGUAAAGAGAUGUACAAAGAAAAGGGCUGGGGAAAAAAAGUCACACAGAGAGGCUGGGGAAGGGAAAAAAGAGAAACAUAGAGGGACUGGCAGUAAAAGACACACAAAAGGGGCUAUAAAGAGAAAGAUAUACACACAACGGAGCUGUGAGGAGCAAAUGACACACAUGGACUGGGGGAGUAAGAGAAACACAAAUGGGCUGGGGGACAUAAGAGACACACAAGGGGGGUUGUAAUAGAAACUAGGGGGUGUAAGACUCACCAAGGGAUAAAAUGGGGCAUAAGAUACACUAAGGGGAAGUGUAAGACAAGAAUGGGGAAUAAGAUACACUAAAGGUAGUAAGACAUUAAACAGAGAGGAAUAGAAACACAAAAGGGGUUAAGAAAUUCAAAAGGGAGUCGGAGACACACAGGCAAUAAAUGUGUGGGGGGGUUUUUGGGGGCAAAUACUUGCCAAAAGUACUUGCACCAGCCCUGGUAAAAUAUACAUACAAUAUUAAAACAUGUGUGUCAGGUUUCAGUAAAAGACUAUAAACUUGCAUCACAAAGAAAACAGUGCAAUUUACCCAUGAUCAUCCACCCCACAAAUGUAAAGUAACGAUAAAGCAUACACUAUGCGUUUUGACAAAUUUCAAUAGAAAUUGAGAAAUAUAACGUUUAUAAAUUAAAAUGUCAAUCCUACAUAAUCCGACAUAAUUAAAUGCAUGCAAAUUUCUUUUAUUUAUUUUUUUAUUUUGGCAGUGGAGUGUUUAUUGGCAAUCUAAUACUGCAUUUGUAAUUGUAGUUCAGUUAAAUUAUUUUAUGUGUUGUCUAAAAUACUGUGUAUUGUUUGAACCUGGCACUACAAAAGAUAAUUGCUUCACAGUCAUUUUGUGUUGAUUAUCAUAUUCACAUCUAGCAUAACCUUGCAGAGGAUCGAAGAGUAGUCUUUACAAAUGAAAUUUUCAGGGUAUCGUUUUUCAGAGCACGUAUAUUUUCUCAGGGAAUAUGAUAUCCCUUGGCAAUCCAAAUGUCUGUUCACACCAUCAUACCUGUCUCAUUCUUUCAAUACCGCAUAAGCCAUAUCUUGUUAAAUUGAGGGGUUUUUUUUACAUCUUUUAGCUGGAAGUGUUAAAGCAGGAAAACAGGUUGUUAAAAUACGACAAAGAUGAUAAAAUACCCCACAUAACAGCUGUAGAAAUUAUGUGAGACUUGUCUUGAAAAUGUAACUAACGAAAUGUGUGUUAUUGAUAGUGCUUUACACUCUUUCUAUGCAAUGGGAAGUUCAGUUAUGGUAGAAAACUAUUAACUCAAGCCAUAGUGGUUGACUGAACAGAAACUAUAAGGAUGGAGGUGUCCCCUUCUGCCUUUUAAGGUAUUAUAUGGAUGAUGCUUUAAAGAUGACCAAAUCAAAAACAAAAGUAAAAAAUUCCCACUUUUAGUAGGAACACUAUAGUUACCAGAACAGCUACAGCUUUAAUGUAGUUGUUCUGGUAGGUAAAGUGAUUUACUGCAGGCAUUGUAAUGUAAACACUGCCUUUUCAGAGAUUUGUAUUUACUUGGGUCUGUGCUCAGGGUCCCAGAACAGCUGUUUUUUUUUUUUACUUCCUCCUCUCACUUUGGGGUCCCCCCCCCUUUUCUAUUCCUUUCUAGUUCCUGGUUUAUGACUUUGCUUGCGGGGGUGCUUGGGUCUUAACGUUUCUGUCUCCCAUCUGUGGCUAGCUCCACCUCGGCAGGGGACCCCGAUCGCGCAGUCAUUGGCGUUUCAGAGGUCUGUGACCAAUGCCAUUAUGGCCACGAUGGGCACUAUGUCCUCGGCCUUGUCCCAAACGAUUUCCCAAGCAUUGAUGACACUCCCCUCGGGCACGGGGACCACGGAUCACUCAACGCGCACCCUGUGUCAUGAGUGUGACUCCCUUGGGGCUGCACCAAGAAAAGCUAGCCAUAAAUCUAGGCAUAUCUCUCCAUCUGCCUCCAGAAACAAUAUGACAAGCAUAUCUCAGGGCACCCCUGAAAGCAUGUCAAAUCCAUGCAAAAGAGCCUUUAUGCACCAGCAGAACAGGCGCGGCGGUGGAAAUGUGCAAGAGCACAGAAUGAGUGACUCCGACUCAGAGAUCGGGUCUAGUAAGGAGGCUGGAGUGGAGUCCAAUACUGACUCAUAGAAUGAUGAUGGGGACUUGGGUCUUGAUCUCCUUACCUCCACCAUGGAGGGGAUGACAGGAGGUGACCCUGGGGCUGAUCCUCCCGCAACUGCGGGGACUGCCCUCAUGGACCCGCUGGGCAAGCCAUUGUUCGACCCGGAUGACCUUCACCACCCAAGGUCGGCCAAGUGGCUCCCGGCGGACCAUGUGGCCUGAACCUGGAAAAUUGGGUGCGACACCCCCUAGCAAGGUGGCACGUAAUAAGCUCAGAGCUGAGUACCCUAGACCGGUGCCUAACAAGGUGUGCGAAACCCCAGAAGUGGACCCCAAAUGACACAAUUCUUAUCAAAGAUGGGUUGUAAAGGCCUGGACUCGGCCCUCAGGUCGUGCCAGGAUAAACACCUACACAUUUUUGAGCCCCUGGCCAAGCUUUUUGAUCUAGAUGAGGAUGCCAGGGCUGAUAACAGGCUAGUCGACUGGGUUUUCUCAUCAACUGGGAAAAAUCUUGUCUGACACCAUCCAGACGCAUGGUAUUAUUGGGCUUCCUUGUUAACUUGGAGGAGGACUCCUUGAACCUACCUGCGUAAAAGGUUCGGACGGUCCGCAAGGAACUUCGCAGCACACUUACCCAACCGCCUCUCACACUGCGUCACUUGGCGAGACUCAUCGGACUGUUGGCAUCGUCGAUCCAGGCGGUGUUCUCGUUUCCCCUCCACGAUCGAGCUCUCCAGCAGUUGAAGAUUGCACAUCUGCGAGAGGGAGCAUCAUAUGGUAUCACAGGGAAAUGAAAGAUGAAUUGCCUUGGUGGAUUCACCAUAGACUCAGACACGAGUCUCCAUGGCUGGGGCGUCCACUGUGAAGGUGUGUCCACAAGAGGGUACUGGUCAGAGAGUGAAUCCAGAAUGCAAAUCAAUGUUCUGGAGCUUCUAGCGGGCUCCUUUUGCAAUUCAGAGUUAAGCGGGGGACCGCCAAUGCCUGCAUUCGCCUACUAUGGAUAACAUAUCAGCAGUUCGAUAUGUCAACCACAUGGGCAGUAUCCAGUCCGCACUCUUGGCUUGCUUGACUUCUGGGAGUUUUGUCUAAUACGGAAUCUGGUGGUCCAGACGGGUACCUACUGGGCAUGCACAAUGUUCAGGCGGAUUGGAACUCACAUUUUAUCUCGCCAGCAUCGAUUGGAGAUUAGAUGUAGAGGUAUUUGGCAAUAUAUCGUCCCUUUGGGGUCCCUUUAUCAUAGACCUAUUUGCCUCACGGCUCAACACCCAGCUGCCCCAUUUCUUCAGCUGGCGUCCAGACCUAGCCGCGAAGGCGGUGGACGCUUUCCUGCAGGAUUGGCACGGACCUCUUCUCUUGCUUUCCCUCCAUUUGCCAUGCUUCCCAGGACGCUGCUUCAGGUUCGCUGCCAAAUGGCGGAGUUGGUUCUCUUAACCCCAUACUGGGGGACUCAGUCCCUCAACUGCUGGAGAUGGCAAUAGAUGUUCCCAGGUUAUUGCCGAUACGUCCGGACCUACUUCAGGGCACAGCAGGAUGUCAUCAUCCUCUCCUCCUAGAAGGAUCCCUCCUGUUGAUGGCUUGGUGGAUUUUUGGGGACCCUGGCAGAUCUCUGAAGUUUUUGAAGUAACUCGGCGCCUCUUGGCGGAUGCAUGGGCUCCCGGAACUCGUAGAUCAUAGGUAUCAGCUUGGAGAUCUUGGUCUGGCUGGUGCCUGGCUAGGGACGUGGAUCUUGUUUCAGUACCUGUAACAGCAAUUCUUCAAUUCCUCACGUCUCUGUUUGAAGCUGGCCGGACCUACUGAACAAUAAAUGUAUACAGGUCAGUCAUUUCUUCAGUCCAUCAGGGUUUUGAGGGUUGUCUGGCAGGAUAACAUCCCUUAGUAUGUCGGCUUCUGCGUGGCUCCCGUCUAUCUCGCCCACCUAGACCGCGAUACUCCUCUAUGUGGGAUGUCUCCUUGGUGCUAUCACUGUUUCCCUCAUGGCCAUCUAAUACGGAACUUUCCUUGAGCCAAUUAUCGUCAAAAUUGGUCACACUGCUUUGCCUGGUAUCCUGUAAGAGGGUUUUGGAUGUUCGUGUCUUGGAUUUCGACGCUCGCUCCUUCACUCCACACGGGGUGACUUUUAAUAUAACCAGACACAUGAAGACUUCAAUUCGAUCAUUUUCUUAUCCGGCCUUCCCUUCGGCUCCAGCAUUUUGCCCGGUGACUUGUUUACAGGAAUAUGAGAUUCACACUGAGCUGCAUCAGUCACCAUCUAGGCCUCAUCUUUUUCUAUCCCUUUGACCUCUGUUUUCCUCGGUGACGAGUACUGCCAUGGCUCGUUGGUUGAAAUGGGUGUUGCAACAGGCGCGUGUGGUCACUUUGGAGCCCAUUCUGCCAGGGGUGCUUCGGCCUCGUCGAUCAUGACCUCAAUAGCAUGGUUGGAGGACCUGAUGAGGACGGCGGACUGGUCUCGGGAAUCUACUUUCCAUGAAUUUUAUUUUUGACCUGUGACUCGUGUUUUUUUCUACGGUUGUCAGUCAGCUUUAAACUUGCAAUGAGCCUCCAUGUCUUGUUAUAAAAUUAUAUGAUUUUGCUAUUACAUGAUGAAAAGUCAUGAUUUUAUUAAAGACAUGGAGGCAAGUAUUGUUAAAAGGGUCUGUCUCUCCCUUAUGAUUGCACUAAGUUGCAAGGACUGAAAAAAUACAUGUGGCUCCUGUCUAUAUAUGUUUUCACAGCCUAAUUUGGACUGGUUUGAUGGACUCCAACUGAUUAUCGUACUGGAAUCAUCUAUGUUGUAGGUUUUCUUGUUUCCUGUGAUGGAUUUGUCCCGGUUCAUUGGAUGGUUAUCUGGUUGGACUCUGACUGGAUUUAAAGACAGUUGUUAUUGUGCGGUUGGACUGAUCCCUCGGUUCCUGUUUGAUGUUUGUUUAUUGUGGUCACAUCUCCAAAGAAAGAAGAAAUGUGUAGGGAGGUGCUGACUUGGUAUGGAAGUGACUUAUCACUAUGUAUGUCAUUUUUUCUUACUGUUUUAUAUUCUUUGCUGCUAUUGGUGGACAGUAAAGAAAGGGAUGCAAUACUUGCCUCCGUGUCUUUAAUAAAAUCAUGACUUUUCGUCAUGUAAUAGCAAAACCAUGUAAUUGUCAAGCUCAGCCAAUCCAAUGCUUUCCAAUGAUGAUGUAAACCGCUGGAAUAAGAUUUAACGGAUGGCUAAAUAGUGUUUUCAACACUAUAGGGUCAGGAAUACAGAUUUGUGUGUCUGACCCUGUAGUGUUCCUUUAAUGUUUUCAAGUCUGUUUUCUUAAUAGAUGAUUGCAUGCAAAGACAAGUUCCAUGGAUCUUUGACAGUAGAAACCAAGAGUAUAGUCUUUUUGCUGCAGCAAUUUUUACAAAUUGCUGCAAUUGUAAGCCACGCUUUUUUUUUUUUUUUGGUAAUAAUUUAUUUCUUUUUCAUUAUUCAAUACAAAUAACACAUCUGUAACAUAAAAAGACACAACAUGCAAGGAUGAUAAUACACAUAUCAUUUAUAUCAUGUUAACCAUACUUACACCAUAUAUACAUACAAACAUAUAUUUAUCUCUUCUAUUUCAAUAAUACAAGUUUGUGGGUUUCUUUUAGUAUUAAUCUGAGUCAGGGUAUACUGUUACGAGCCAGGAUAUACUAUUACCUGCUAAUAUAACAGUUUCUGUUAUUACAAUUAGCAGUAUAAGAAUUUAAUCCCUACACUCUAUAGAGGGUCGAUCAAGGAUCUUAAUCCAUUUGUCCCAAAUUUCAUAUCUUUGCGUACUAAUGCAAAAUUGUGAGGCUAUGCUUCUUUCCAUUUUACAUUGGGUUUUAAUAGCUUCCUUAAUUUGCUACCAUGUAUCUAUUGUUGUCUUUUCCCAAUUCCUAGCGAUCGAUAUUUUAAAAGCCAUCAGUGCAUGAAUCAAAACAUAUUUCUUAACAUUGGGUAUUUACGGUAAUUUUAAGUGUAGCAAUAUUGUUUCGGGUGUCCAAUUAUGUGUAAUACCCAAUAGUCUACUAAUUUCUAAUAAAAUUCGAUCCCAUGCUCUCCUUAUCGGUAUACAAUUCCACCAUCUAUGCAUUUCAUCAGCUUCUUCAUCUCCACACCUCCAACAUUUCUGAAUAUCUGAGUUGGAAAACUUACAUAGCUUGGCAGGUGUCAGAUACCACCUAUUUACCAACUUAGUAGUGAGCUUCCACUACUUUAACAUCUUUACCCACCAUACCUAUGCAUUAAGCAUUAUAUAUUGUGCUUUAAUUAGCCUUUACUUGAAAGUUGUUGGGUUUUUUUUUAGCUUUAACACCCUUGCAUUAUAUUUACUGUGACAAAUAACUAUUGAAUAAACUAAAGACAAAACAGUAUUUUUUUAAAAUCACAAUUCAGGGACAUCUAAAGCUCAACACUAUAUAAAUAUCUACAAUUCACAUUUUUUAUUUAUCUCAUUUUUUUUCAGAACUAUUGGAGAGAUAAGUAAUUUAUAAGUAGGACAAUUUAGUAGGAACAUUAUGGAAGUCCUGACCAUGGCAAUAGCCAGUAGAGUAAAGAACAUCACCUGAUACCCCUCAGGUUAGUAUAUCUCUGGAAGCCCUUCUGCUAUUAGGUGAGGUAGAGUUCCCUUGUCCAGUUUGAUGGGAAUCCUCUACCGGCUAAUUAAAAAAAAAAAUCUAAAGAAAUUAAUCAAAUUAUUCUUUAUUGCAACACAAGAAAUCAGGUGUGUUACAUACAAGCACAUUUAUUACUUUAGUUUUAAACUGUAUGCAUGGUCAAAGAGAAGUACAUUAUACCUUAUAUAGCAUACUAUUAUACAUACAAAACACAAUCUUCAUUCUGGUUGCUGAGAGGAUGUGUACAGGUGAGUGGUACCUGUUUACCUGUUUGCUGGUAACAAUUUUUAUAUGAAUCAAAAUACCAACAAACAAAAAAGAAAUCUUCAUAAAAGGAGUAAAAGAAGCACAAAUAAAUCUUUCACUGGUUAAAUCGAUCAUUAAUAUAAGGAAGGUUGUUCUUUUUUUCGUCCGCAGAACAGCAUACAUGACAAUACAUUUCAAAAGGAAACAUAAAACUACAUAAUACAAACUCAUUAAAACAUUACCAACAGACAAUUCUUGAGGAACAGUUGGUGGAUAUUGUUGCUCAUGAGGGGGAUUUGCUGGUAUUGUCAACUACGAAAUUUCCCAGUAGGGUAGGACAGGCCUGACGCUCAUGGAGAUUGCAGGCAACCAACCCAAGCACAAACCCAUACAGUUCUGGACUAGCAAAGGCCUGCACGAGUCCUGCUCUGUGCUCCACUCCUCCAGAAAUUUCAAAACACCCCCUGCACAUCUUUUUAACCAGCAGAAAAAUAAUAUGAGAAGCCCUUGCAUGCCAGUGACCUUGGGAGCAAUUGUCUUCUUUGCCAGCUUUGCUAUAUUUAAAUUUCAUCUCAUUUUCUCUUGAAACAAAUACAAGCUUUACAUUAAUUUCUAAGUACACAUUGAGAAUCCAGAGGUUUAAUAAUAAAUGCUGGAUGGACAUGCAGUGAGUGAAUCAUGAAGUGACUUUUUAAGCAAACCAAACACGGAAUUUCUUACUCCAGAUAUCAUGGCAGAAUAGCCUAACACAGAAAAAAGAAACAUGCAAAAUAAAAAAGUUUGAAAGGCAAACUUUGUUACAUCACUGUUGACCUAGGAAAAGCUGAUGGACCUUCAUGAGUCCCAUCCAAGAUAAUGGUGAGAUGGACAGGUCAGAAGAAAGAGCGAGCAGCUCUCCCCCACAGGUAUCUACCCUUGUAACCAAGAUUAACCAAGAACAUAUUGCAAUCUACGUUCGGCUGCUUUUCUGAAUUGUAGAAAUUGGUGGGGGAUAUCAGAAAGCACAUCCAAGACUUGAGAACGAGGAUAUCCCAUAUGGAGUAAAAAAUGGAUGAAUUUACAGAGGCCCAUAACAGCUUGGUGGACUGAGUGCAGCAGCGACCCAGCUGGAAUCCUACAAAUAAAAGCUUAUGGAGCCAGAGGAUAGGUCCAGGUAGAACAAUCUGCACUUAGGGGAAUACCCUAAAGCAUGAACCAGGAUGUGCUACCAACUUACCUGCAAGCUUUGUUUAAGGUGCAGAUGCAUAGAGUGGCCAGACUGCAACAUGGGAGUUACUGUUGCUUUUAUAUGUUUAUCCCUAUUGUUUUUCUUUUUCUUCUGGCCAAGUGGGCAGCCCAGUUUCCUUUGUUUCUCCAUUUCCUACUACAGGGAGAGAUUGAAAGGUUGUUGGUGGUUCAAAAUUAUAUAUCGAAGAAAAGUAUGGUACGCAGUACUUCACCCUUGAUUCUAUAUCAGAUGAUAUGUAUCUUUUUCAAUUUUUUAAGAAAAUCUUUAUUUAUUAAUUUUUUUAACAAGAAUUGUAUCGAAGCAUUCUGUAUGCAUCUACAAGUUAAACUUUUCACAUGGAAAUUAGUGAAUGAAUAUUAACAUGAGAUUUCUGAAACCAAGGUAUCAAUUGAAUUAUGUUGGAUUCAACUAGGGAAAUAAAAAUCUCCAUGAAUCACUGAGCUUUAGUAACCAAUCACUUUGGGCUUAUAAGUGUUCGUGAGCAGUUUUGUGCAAAUCUGGUAGUGGAUUUGUAACAUCCCCGUGGGGCAAGUUAGGUAUAUAGUUACAUAGCUGAAAAGAGACUGGCGUCCAUCAAGUUCAGCCUUCCUGACACGUUUUUGCUGUUGAUCCAAAAGAAGGCAAAAAAAUCCAGUCUGAAGCGCUUCCAAUUUUGCAACAAACUAGGAAAAAAAUUCCUUCUUGACCCCAAAAUAGCAGUCAGAUGUUUCCUUGGAUCAAGCAGCUAUUACCCCACUAAUUAUAAAUUAUAUCCCUGUAUGUUAUGUUUUUGCAAGUAUUUAUCCAAUUGCAGUUUAAAUAUCUGUAUGGACUCAUAAAAUCACCUCUUCAGGCAGAGAAUUCCAUAUCCUUAUUGCUCUUACUGUAAAAAAACAUUUUCUUUGCCUUAGAUUAGUGUUUCCCAACCCAGUCCUCAAGGCACACCUACCAGUCCAGGAUUUAGGGAUUACCCAGUUGUGUCUAAGGUGUUUUUUUUCUUCUUUGUAAAAACACCUUAGACACAACUGGGUAAUCCCUAAAUCCUGGACUGGUAGGUGUGCCUUGAGGACUGGGUUGGGAAACAUUGCCUUAGAUGAAAUCUCCUUUCCUCCAGCCUAAAUGUGUGACCUCGUGUCCUAUGUAUAGCCCUUUUUAUAAAUAGAUUUCCAGAUAAAGGUUUGUACUGGCCCGGAAUAUAUUUGUGUAAUGUUAUCAUAUCCCCUCUCAGGCAACGUUUUUCCAAACUAAACAGAUUUUUUAACCUUUUUAACCUUUCUUCGUAACUAAAAUGCUCCAUUCGUUUUAUCAAUUUUGUAGCUCGUCUCUGCACUUUUUUAUAGUUGUUGGUUCAGUCUCUACAGGUGUCUGGGUGAAUGAGACCACAAGUGAAUAGAAUGUAGUGUCCCCAGAUUUCCUAACCUGACCCGUCUUGGUCCCUCAACCGAUUCCCCAUCUCACAGUUGAACCAGGAGAUUUGUCAUUUGUCUGACUGCAUGCAUUAUCUCUUUGUGUGACAAAGUAUAAUGUAAUGUAAAACAAUACAAAUGUGAGAGUGCAACUAAAAUAGAAUUUAGACCCUAGAACAAUGUUAUAUUUACACAGACUGAUUUGCAAACACAUUUAUUGUAGUUUGAAGACACAUUAACUGUGAGUAUUAUUGCUGUGGAGCUCUGUUUAUGCACUCGGACACAACAACAACAAUAUGGAGCUCCUAGAAAAGUGAUUUGAACCCAAAAUAGGGGCUGUGCCUUUUAAAUAGGGACACUUGGGAUAUAUGCUGUAGUCUUAUUUUAACUAACAAGUGAAUAAAAUAAGACAUAAUGUAAUAUUUAAAACAUAAAAUGAGUAAGGGUAAUAUGAUUGAUUAUAGGAUGAGUAAAGGUAGUAAAGUGUGCAAAGUAUAUUUUUACAAAGUGCUUUGGUUAAAAAAAAAAAAAAAGGCAAUUAUCUUACUGUUAGCAAUCCUACCUUUCUUAUUGUUGCUGUAAAGUACAACUCAACACCAAACACACAGAAUAUAGUUGCCAAUUCUAGUUAUAGUUCUGCAUUAGGUUCAGAGUGCAUACUUUGUGGCUUUGUUUAAAAAGAGGGUGUGCUUGACGUUGUGUCAAGUAGCAGGUAUCAGUGAGAUCCAGAGGGAGUAACUAUGGGAGAGGCUGGGCUCUAAACGUACAGCAAACAUGACAUGAGGAAAUAAGCCGUUUGGAUUAUUCGCUAAAAAGUGAUUCAUUUUUAAAUUGAAAAUCAGCAUCAAAUUAAGACUCAGCUAUUUGGAAAAAAAAAACAUCCCGAAGCCUGCAAAACUUGAAUAUUUUUCUUUAAACUCAGUUCUGCCUUUAAUUUAUCAAGACAGUUGUCACGUCACCAUUACUGUGUAGUGAAUAAAACCCAUUGUUAAAUCUGAGCAUUGUAAACCUGUUUUAGUCCAAACAAACAUUUCUGUCCUUUUCCUGGCAGCCAGCCAAUUUAAAUAGAAUAAACGUGAAAAAAAUCAACUGUUAACAUUUCAGAAUAGUUUGUUGAAAGAGGAUAUGCCCGGUUUUAAACACAAACAAAAUUCACUGAACUCCAAAUGCAACCAGAUCUCAGAUUCCAUUAUUAAAGGCAAAAUGCAGUAGAAAUUCAGUGAUUUGCACCUACAGACCACAUCUAGUAUCGGCUUUAAAAUCAGCAAAUCACCAAAGUAAAUCCUAUACAAAGUGUUUUUAAUUAACUAGAUUUUAACCAGAUCUGCGCCAAUAAGAAGUAAAUCAACUAAAUAGAGUCUUAUGUGUUUUGCUGAUGAAUCUAUUAAAAUAUGUGCUAUUUGCCAUCUUGCAAUGCAGGUAUCCAGCAAGUAAAUAUAGUUGAAAAUAAAUUGGUGAAUUGCAGCAGAGGUGUUUUUCUUGAUUUGUUAAAUAUAUAGUUUAGCAUAAACCUGGAAAAAACCUAUUUAUGAGCUAUGUUGGUUAUGAAGCUAAGUGAUCCUUAAAGUGCAAAUGUGACUUUCAAACAUUUCUCAAAAAAUCACAAUGAGACAGAAAUGUUAUGGAGACACUUUAAUACAUCUGUCCUCAUUAUGUGUAAACAGAAUAUUAUUGAGCAGUGGUCCUUACAUAGCACUGUAGGCACCCAGACCACUUCAGCUCAUUGAAGUAGUCUCGGUGCUGUGUCCCUUUUGCACCUAGUGCUGCAAAGUAAAACAUUUCAGUUACAGAGAACUGCAAUUACAUGCCCUCAGUAAUUGUCUACCAGAUAGCCACUGGAGGCGCUUCCGGAAUCAAAAGGGACUCUUGGUCUAUGUGUCUGUGUGUAUAACUGUCUGCCUGUGUGUGUGUGUGUGUGUGUGUGACUGUCUGCCUGUGUGUGUGUCUGUGUGUGUGUGUGGGACUGUCUGCCUGUGUGUGUGUGUCUGUGUGUGUGACUGUAUAUGGUCUAUGUGUGUAGGACUGUCUGCCUGUGUGUGUGUGUGUAUGUGUGUGUGACUGUCUGCCUGUGUGUGUGUCUGUGUCUCUGUGUGUGUAUGACUGUCUGCCUGUGUGUGUGUAUGACUGUCUGCCUGUGUGUGUGUCUGUGUGUAUAACUGUCUGCCUGUGUGUGUGUCUGUGUGUGUGUGACUGUCUGCCUGUGUGUGUGUAUGUGUGUGUGUGACUGUCUGCCUGUGUGUGUGUCACUGUCAGCCUGUGUGUGUGUGACUGUCUGCAUGACUGUCUGCCUGUGUGUGAGUGUGUGCGUGACGGUCUGCCUGUGUGUGUGGCUGUCUGUCUGUGUGUGUGUGUGUGACUGCCUUCCUCUGUGUGUGUGGAUGUCUUCCUGUGUGUGUAUGGCCGUCUGACUCUGUGUGUGUGUGUGUGUGUUUGUGUGUGACUGCCUGUGUGUGUGUGUGGCUGUCUGCCUGUGUGUGUAUGUGUGUGACUGCCUGUGUGUGUGUGUGGCUGUCUGCCUGUGUGUGUAUGUGUGUGGCUGCCUGUGUGUGUGUGGCUGUUUGCGUGUGUGUGUUUGUGACUGUCUGCAUGUAUGUGUGUGUAAGACUGUAUGUGUGGCUGUGUGUGUAUGGCUGUCUGCCUGUAAUUGUGUGUGAGUGUGUUUAUCUACCUGUAACUGUGUAUGUGACUAUCUGCCUGCGACUAUGUUCAUGUGGUUGAUUUGACAGUGUAUAUGUAUAACUGUGUGCAUAUCACUGUGGGACAUAACUCUGCAAAAAUAUACACCUGCAUUCACACACAGGCCUAAAUGCAUGCUGUUAUCUGAAUUAAAUAACAAUCACACACAGCCAAUAAACCCAGCACAAAUAUCACAUACAACCAAUACACGCAUAUCACACACUGUUAAAACACCCAUUACAAAUAUCACACACAGCCAACACAUAGCAUACAUAUCACACACAGUCAUUACACCGAUCGCAUACACAGACAACACAAACAUUACAUCAUACAUUGAUGACGGGGGGUGGGGUGGGGCGCUGUGAAGAUUUUUUGCACGGGGCGCCUAAAGGCCUAAAGCCGGUUUGGUUGUAAGUCAUUCAGAUAGGUGAGUGCUGCCUGGUUCUGUUAAAAGGGAUAAACGUAAUGCCAAAAAAUUUUGUGGUUAAUACCGUAACAACAGUUUUUCAUAUAAAUUAAAAUAGAAAAAAAUUUAUGCGCUGUGCUUUCAAACAAACAGGCCUAUUUUAAGCUGCUGUCCAGCCCUGACUUGGACAAGUGUAACUUGUAUUGGCUGGAUUUUGCCAUAAUCACAAUCUUGUGUUGUCAUGUCUUUUUGUGUUUUAUAAAUUUUUAUGAAGUUUGGCCUAUUUUGCAUGUUCUUGUUUGUUUUUUUCUAAACAAACCAAACCAAAAAUGUUGUAUUUUUUUUUGCCGGUGAUGAUUCCAAAGUUCAACUCCUAACUCAAUAGGAUAACUCAAGGCACAAACUGUGUUUCCCCUGUGGGAAAAAAAAUGGAGUUAAAAAUAAAGUAUAGGAUAAACUUAAUUUGUAAUACCACUCUAAGACCAAGUUCUCACUGAAGCCUUACAUUCCUCUAGUGAUGUCAUCCCUCUCACUAUAGGGAGAGGAUGUCCCAUUGGUCAGGCUGAAAUUAGAACUUUGGAAGCACAAAGGGAAAGGGGCAUGCCACCAUUGGUUGUCUGUCGCCCAGUGGUGUAUUUUGAAUUUGUGCUUCCCUAGGCAUGAUGGAACUUGGGCACCCACUAAUUUAAAUUUGUCCCACCCCUUUCGGUCAAGGCCACACCCCUUGAUGUUAAAGACUAACACACGCUUUGACUGACAAACACACAGACACAACCACUAACUAACCGGCACAUACUCUCAGAUACACAGACAAACACACACUGCCAGUCUAGCAAAUAAUUUGUAGACACAAAAUAACAGUUGGACUCUUUACUCUUAUUUGUCUAUCACUGCUCUUGAUACAUUACUAGCUAUAUUUUAAAUAGCAUUGUAUACUCCUCAGAGCACAGUAUAUAGAUGAAUUGGGCAAUGUUUUUGUUUUUUUUAAUCUAAGUGCCAUAUUCUUUACUUUGUUUCCCUUCAUGCCACUGAGCGGACUCCUUUUAGGAUCUGCAAAAAUACAUCAUACAAAUUUAUUGUGUUCUGACUAGCCGGGAUAUAUUAAUAGGAGGUUUCUUUUUUACUUCCACCGCUAGCUUCCCGAUUGUUAGUUAAAUCAGUUUGGGUUUUGCUGCCUUUGAUUUCCCCAUAUAUCCCUUAUGUAUCCUACUAUUCAAGACUGUACCCAAUCUCCUACCUCAACAAAGUUUUUUAUUUUUAUGUGAUAAGGCACUAAGCCUACUAUUGGAUUAGCAGCUUUUAUCAGGGUAAUACGAUUAGUACUGGUCUUGCUUUUCUGUAACUCCGCUCUAAUCUUCCUUAUUAAAUAUGUAAGUUGACUGCCCAGCCAUGUGUGUAAUCCCGCUAUUUUCCGUUAUAUCUAUUAUGUCAUAUUGCUUAGUGUAUGAUCUUGUUCCCCCAUUUUGUUAUUUAGACUCCUUGCAUUAUUAAGCAUGCAUUUAAUAUCAUUGCAAGUCUUUGAGAAUUGACAAUUCUGCAUCCAGGCUUUAUUAAUAUUGCUCUGUUUUCUCAAUCGUCUGAUUUCUGGUGUACCUUACCUUUGGCUUGUUUAGUGUUUAUUUUAUCCUAUGUGAAGCCCAGCCACCUAUUAGGGCAAUUAGAUCAUGACCCUAGCUAUUAUCACAGUGCUUUUACCCUGUCUGGCAAAUGCGUUUGGUAGAAGCUGAUAGGACACUGUUCGUUUGUUUUUUUUCUACUCAAGAAUGAUUAUGGUACAGACUGGUUGUGUGCAAAGCUUUGUUGAUCUCCGGCUGAAAAGGUUGAGUAGAUCAGUAAUUGCCCAUUCACUUUUUCCUUUAUUUUUAAGCAUGCCAUAUGAGCAGCUUAUUUGUGGUUGUUUGUGAGUGAGACUGGGACAAGUUGAGAUCUAAAAAGCUAAGCACAGCCCAAACAGGUUCCUAAUAUAACUAAAUUAAGUUAAUGAAAAAAAACAUGUGAUAUUAAGUGACUUUGAAAUUGAUGAUGGGAUGAACCUGGUGUUGUAUUACCAACAAUUGUCUUCUCUUCUGUGAGAACCCAUACUCAACCCAUCUUAUGGAAGUCUGCAAUGUGUUUCAUGUUAUUUUCAUGUUGUCAUUUUCAUGUUAUUUUCAUGUUGUGCUUUUAUUGUUAUGGUUAAAACACAAUUUAUACAUAAAUGCUCUGUUAAUGCCAUGUGUAAUAAGUACCAAGUUACUAACUAGUAGCUAAAAAAUUGUUACGGCCAUGAACUAAUUGAUAUGAAUGAAUCCACACCCAAAUGAAUCAGUUCGUCCAGGAAACAAUUUACUGUUCAAAUCAAUUUGUUUAGGUGUGCAUCAAAAAUAGUUUGAUUAGACAAAUCAGUGUGUUUAUGGAUUGCACAAGUCAAUGCUAUCCCCAUUUUUGUUCUUCUCCCAUUUUUAAUUUCAUGUAUAAACCAAAAAGCUGAACAAGCGCUUAGAUCAAUGAUAUAAAUAUGGGAAUGUGCUUAUAUGCUCUCAAAAUAUAAAUUAAUGUGGACCUUCUACUUAAGACCAAUAUCCAAAAAAUAUAUAUGUGCAGAUGUUGAUUUACCCUCAAAAUAUAAUAAAUGUGCCCUGUUCCCGUGGCACUCACACCAAAGUGAGACACAAAAUCCAAUAAAUACAAAAAGUAAACAUUGGUGCGCUUGACAUACAGUUUUUCUCCAAAAAAAUCGAAUCUGCAAAUAAAUAUACAAAUAGCAUAAUAGUGCAGACCAAUAUUAUAAAAAAUACAUAAGUAUAUAUCUGGAGGUCCAACAUAUGGCAGAGCCUUGUCAACCCUGACUUUGGGUAUCAAUGGCUCCACUUGAGAGGGAGAUUACCACAUUAUCAAGGUUAAACUGCCACACACUAUCUUGAACUUUAAUGUUUAACAGUGAGAAAUAAAAAGCAGAAAGAAACUAGUGGUGCAGUAUCAAAUAUAUUUAUUUUAUAAAACACAACAUAAAAGCAGCUUACUCAAAGUCCUGGUGGGUUUCCCAGCCGAGCACCCACUAUGCAUUUACUUACUGUCAAAGAAUUUCUUUGACCCAUACAUUCUGAGUAUAGUGGUGGCUGGUGAAGUUUUAAGAUGGUGGGACACCAGACUCCUACCCCCCAAUUUUAAUCCAUCCCAUACAGUACAGAGAUGCUCAUACAAUGCAUUGGCUUCCCAUUAGAUACAGGGCUUAAUUGAAAGUUAUAUUAGUUAAACUGCUGACAGCUUUCACUCCCCAUAUUAUGAUUUCUCUCCUGCAACUGUCGUAAAAAAAAAAAUCACUCAAGCCCUCAGUGAAUACUAUUCAAGCAACAUUAGUCUUCUACUCUACCCUUUUUGUGUCACUAUACCCCACUACCUCUAGCAUGUAAGCUCACUGAGCAGGGCCCUCAACCCCACUGUUCCUUGGCGUCCAUCUUGUCUGGUUUCAACUACCUUUCUGUCAGUCCACCAAUUGUACAUCGCUGCUGAAUCUGCUUUAUAAAUAAUAAUAUAUACAUAGAGCUGAGUACAAUACAGUGAUAACCAUACCACAAACAUAACUGAGAUAAAAUAGAUAUUGCUGGGCAGAACACAAAGAUACCUAUACAAUAAACAGAGCUGGGUAGACUACAGAGAUACCCAUACAACAGGUAUAGCUGAGUAAAAUACAGAGAAAUAACACAGAGAAGUGGGCACAAUAAGGAGAUACUUAAAACUAUCCCAGGGUCACAGUGAUGGAUUAUAUAGAGCAAAAACAUGAAAAGAACAGGAUACAAUAUGCAAAAAUGGCAUAGAGGAACAAAAAAGCGUCAAGUUGCGCAAAACGAUGGGUAAGAUGGGCAAAAGGAGGGUUUACAGACAUACAGGUGUAGAUGAAAUUUGGGGCAGCAAAAUGCAUAUUCGCCUGUGUAAAUAACAUCUUGAUCCAAUGAUAAAUCUGACUGAAAUUCUGGGAUCAAGAAAGAAUGUCAAUCCUAAUUUGUUGCAAAAUGGGGUUUAUAUUUUGUUUGCAUUCCUUUUGGCUCAACAGCAAAAACAGUUGUAAGAAAGGCUGUAUUUUUUCAGCCUAUGUAACUAUAUGACUGCCUCUGCAAUGACUGGCACUAUCUUCAACACCCCCACGCUGUGCCAAAGGAUGGUGUUAGUGGUGGCUACUGCUUUUGCUCUUCUUUUUAUAAAUGCCGUUUAUUAUAGUGGUUUUACCCUGCCUUAUGUUUGUGUUGAAAAAUAGUUGUUACUUGAUGGACAAUGAACUAUGGUAACACUAUUGUUUUUGACUACACUGCGCAGAGCACACAGUUACAGAAAUAAAUGGCUUUUUAAAGCUGAUUCCUCAUCGUCUCUGCAACACUACUACUGCCACACUUAGUGUAGGCAGGAUUCACUUGUGCAAUGUGCAGUAAACUGAAGACGUACACUGUGUAUAUUACUGAGGGAGAAGCUUGCAAGUUCCAAGGCACAAACAAUUAAUCUGUCUUUGAUAAGAAAUAGAAAAAUUAUCACACUGUAGGAAAAAACUGCACAGCCCUUUCAGCUUCUGCCAACUGCAUUUGAAGAAAUAACAGGCAAAAUAUGUCUGUUGUGAGUGUGUACAGUGCACAGGAAACAGACGUAAUAAGCUUCUCCCCGGCAGGCAGCGCUUACAAGAGGAUGCUUGUACCCCCUCUCCCUCAAUUCUUUUAUUUAAGCUCACCCACCAUCCCCUCCUUCCUAUACGUUUUUGUUCCAUAUCUUUUUUUUUUUUCUUCUAAAUUUCCCCUCCCUCACCUUUCCGGCUCAGAGUGUGAGCCAGAGAAUCAGUCCAAUUAAAUGCUUCUCAAUUAAGCAUUUGCUUGGACCACAAGAGGGCACCGGUGACAUUAGAGUGUAGAAUCCAUAGAGGGGAGGGAGGGGGAGAGGGAGGGAGAGAGAGAGAAAGAAAAAAAAAAAAAGAAAGUUUCUAAAAACAUUUUUUCUAUGUACAGAGUUUUGAUCAUGCAUACAUAUCUUUAUUCAGUAUGUCAUUUUUAUUUACAUUUGAUAGACUCGAGUGCAGAGAUUUAGCUCAGGUAGAUUGUGUUUGUCUUUCUCAGUGGAUACAGUAACAGUUAAAAUAUUUUACAUGUUUUUUAGUGUGAGAAUUGUCAUGCAGAGGGAAUUUAUUACAACGUGGCAGGAAUUUGGUUAAUGGAUUUAUUGUUAAAGGAAUGCGCAUGCGUGGCAAGUGCUGCAGGCGCAUUCAAACAGUCCAUAGGAAAGCAUUUCUCAAUGCUUUUAUAUGGACGCUCUGUGCGAUGGAUGCGAAAUUCGCAUCCAGCAUCGCAGAUGCACCUCUAGCGGCUGUCAGGAAGAUAGCCACAAGAGGCUGGAUUAACCAUGCUAUGUAAACAUAGCAGUUUCUCUGAAACUACUAUGUUUACAACUGAAGGGUUAAAACCUGAGGGACCUGGCACCCAGACCACUCCACUGAGCUGAAGUGAUCUGGGUGACUAUAGUGUCCCUUUAAAUGUGUAUUUCAAUACUUUGUGUGGAUGAGCAAUUUCAAUUGCAGUAGAGGACUUUGGUUAAUAGAUUUAUUGAUAACUUUGGAACACAGAGUAUCUCUUUACUUUGCAUGUAAGUAAGAUCAUAUGUUUUAAUAUGUCAGGCAUUCUAUACGGAUUACAGUCCUUCAAUCAUUUGGGGUUGGGUUAUAAAAUAGUCCCUUUCAUUACAAUAUAAUAUUGCAAUACUAAGUGUUUUAAUUAGGCACCACUGACAAACGGGAUACAAUAUGCAAAAGGCGUAGAGGAACAAAAAGGCGGCAAGUUGUGCAAAACAAUGAGUAAGAUAGGCAAAAGGAGGAUUUUCAGGCACACGGGUGUAGAUGAAAUUUGGGGUGGCAAAAUGCGUUUUCGCCUGUGUAGAUAAAAAUUCUGACGGGAUGCAUACUUGUAAAAACAAAAUAUUCAGGGAUAUAAUUUUUCAUUUGUGGCUUAAUAGCUUGUACAAAAAUAUGUUAUGUUGUGAGUGUAUGCAGUGCACAGAAAACAGACGUAAUAAGCUUCACCCUAGUGGCACUAAAAGGGUGUUUGUAAUUUGAUAACUAUAUUGAUUAAGACUAACAAAGGUGCUACCUCCUAUUCCUGUUAUUUUUUUAAACUAGGUGUUUAUUUGUGUCACCGGUACUGCUGAUCAGGUACCUUUACAGACGAGAAAAGAAACACUCACAGCCUUUCCUUGAUUAUAUUUUCUGUCCCCCUCCACAUUCAUAUUGUAGAUGUAUGGAAAUAAUUUUGUAUAAUUUUAUAUUAUAUGUACAACACAUACAUGGCCUUUUUAAAUAAUAGCCAUGUAUGUCCAUACUCUCACCUCUGUUCUCCUUCAAAACUUCUCGAGGGCUGCACCAUUUCUAUGGAACUCCCUUCCCUUCUCCGUUAGACACUCACCCAGUCUCUACUCCUUCUAAAAAACUGUAAAAACUCACUUCUUCAUGAAAGUGUUGCAAUUAAACUGUUAAUAGCUCCCAAUUAAUUCCUCUCCUACAACUGCCAUUAAAAACACACUAAGUCUUCAGUGAAUAAUAUUUUACCAAUCUACUUCUCUACCCCUACCCUUACCCAGGGGUCAAGUCCUGGGGAAGAAAGUGUGGGAACUCACCCAAGAUCCAUGACCCCCCCCAAAAAAAGAAUACGCUCGUAUUCAUAUAUAUUUCUCAAAAAAUACAGUGCAUCCUUUAUUGUAAAGUGCCAGUUUAAUUGUUUAAGGACAGCUGGACAACUUACCUGGGUCAUGGCAGGCGCCUGCACCGCAUCUGCUGCAUCGAGUCUUGUCCAGGUGGAGAAGUCAGGUUACUCUACAGAACAAAUCAGGACCAUGUAGGACUGCACACAUAGGUUGAGAGUACCCGCUAACCAUAAGUGCAGUCCUACAUCAACUGUGCUUUACUAUAGAGACGUUUCUCUUGCUGGAGAAGACCAGAUGUAGUGUAGGCACCCAGCAGAACCUGGGGUUGCUUUGUGUGUGAGGGGUGCAGAGUGUGUGUGUGAUGGAUGCUGUGUGUGUGAGGGGUGCAGCGUGUGUGUGUGUGAGGGGGUGCUGUGUGUUUGUGAGGGGUGCUGUGUGUGGGAGGGGGGGUGCUGUGUUUGUGUGAGGGGUUGUCUGUACUUGUCCCGCAAGGUGAGUGCUGUUUCAGAGCAUUGCCAUGGCAAUGCGCGGCAGCGCUCCGAUCAGCAUUCUCACGAACGAAGGGCCUCUCGGGCCAGUGAAGGAGAUGAUUGAUCUCCUCACCGGCCCAAGAGGGCCCAAAGCAAAUGAGCAGGGCCGACUCUCCGUGGGCCAGCAGGGAAAAUCAAAGGAUCUCCCCUGCCAUCCUCGGCACAUGGGCAAUGCUGUGGGGCCCCUAUUCUUGUGGGGCCCCCGUGCAAGUGCCCAGCAUGCCCAUGCGGAAAGACGGCCCUGAGGUCCUGCAGUACUAUUAACGGGAACGGUGUUCCUGCUGUGGAAAAAGUGCAUGAAUGCCGUUCCCACGUGUUCCUGCAGGACACAAGCCCUGCCCUUACCUUUGUGUCUCUUUACCCCACAAACCAGGGCCCUCAUACCCUCUGUUCCUGUGCGUCCAACUUGUCUGGUUACAAUCACAUGUUUGUUAGGCCAUCUAUCAUGGCAAAGUCUGGCAUUUUUUUUUUUUUUCUGGAAAAAUCUUUUUUUUUUGUGUCUUUCUUUUUCCAACAAAGCAAUAUGUAUUUGUUUUUCUAGCAGCUUUAGAAGCAAAUAUUGAUCAUGGUGUAUAUUUUGUACAUUCAAAGUACAUACAAUAUUACAAUGAUUUCUUGGUUUCCAUUAGUACAUUUGUAAAGGCUUUCAGCAUAUUGUCAGCUAUGUGUACUUGCAAAUGGAUUCAUUGAAAAAAACCCAAUUGUAUUUGGGAGCGAAAAGCAGGACCACAGCGACAAUAACACAGAACAAUCAAGCUUGUAUUAACAUUGCUUGGUAACCCUAAAAGCGUUGACUAUCAAAAACAUAAAAUAAAGUUUAAUACAUAUCGGGAUUUUAUACUUAAUAUCACAGUUAAGGGUAAAUAUUGCAUAACCAAUAUAAACAAGCAUUGGUGGAUACGUCCAGAGGAUCUACAAAGAAGAUUAUAGAAUGUAGAGAUGGCAAGCCUGCCCGAGUGAGGCUCACUUCCCUGCAGCACCAUAAAUCGAACGGCGGUAUCGGUGUCCCCGAUAUCCGCAAAUAUUAUUUCGCCACUAACGCUGCAGUGGUUGUGAGCUUUAACAACCAGGAUGAUAAACCCAGAUGGAUGGAGAUAGAGGAAUCAAAAAUUUCACCGGUCAGGCUAUUAGAAUUACCUUGGUUAAAUCCCAAGAAAAGACCUGGAAUUACAAAAUUAUUUUUAUCCACCAGGACUACGCUUAAGGCCUGGGACAUUGUUUUUAAAAAUGACCAGUCUCCCAGUUUAUAUAGAGCAAUGCCUAUUGAAUUAUUGAAAGAUCAUAUACCAUCCUUAAAAAUAGAAUUAUUAAAGGAUUGCUCUAUAACUAAUCUGGACAAUUUUUUCUAUGGCAAUGCUAUUCUUUCUUUGGAAAAAUUGAAGCUUAAGUAUGGAUUGUCGAAUGCAUGUGAACUGGAAUGUAUGAUAAUCAUUGAUAAAUUGAAAGAACUAUACCAGGUACCUGAAACAGAUAAAAACUAUAAAUCACUUGAGAUAUCUCCUUUAGAGAAAGUUAUUUUAUACAGCCCUGCUAGUAAAGGUAUUAUAUCCUUAUGUUACUUAUCUCAUAAUGCCAAGCCCUUAGUUAAAUUAAAACAUAUGCUGUCAUGGGAGACGGAGUUGGGUGCCCAGUACGAUUUAGAAGAAUGGUUCGGUUUCUUUACAGGUUUAAAAGGUAUUUCGUAUUGCACCGACCAUUUUGAAAAUCAUUAUAAAAUCUUAUAUCGCUGGUACCUGGCUCCGUCUAGAUUACAUAACAUGAACAAUAUGUAUUCUGACCGGUGUUGGAGAGACUGUGGGGGAGUGGGCAAUAUGGCCCAUAUCUGGUGGUUCUGCCCCAAGUUAAUUAAUUAUUGGAAAAUGAUCCACGAUCUGAUUAUUAAAGUGAACGGAACCAUUAGUAUCUUAACCUCGGAACUAGCCUUAUUUAAAAAACUCCCGGAGUCUGUUAAUAGAUCAGAUAAAAUAAUCAUAGGCCACAUUCUGAUCGCUGCUACAUCCUGUUUACCUAGACAUUGGAAGUCUCAAAAUGUGCCAUCUCUCAGAGAAGUUUUUAAUUUGAUUUUAGAAAAUAAGGCACAUGAACUAUCACACAGAGCCAAUAUGCAUGGUUUCCCAAUACUAAAAUACAACUGGGAUAAAUGGGAAGAAAAAAUCAAAACAGUUUAUGGUCUUUGAUAUAUUUAUUGUUAAAGUGCAUUGUUGUAAAACAUUUUUCCUUUUGCCUUCUACUUUAAUAUGUUUAUUUCAUUGAUGGAUGGAUACCCCUUCCCAUUUCCAUGUUACCCCUCCUUUCCUACCCCUAAUACAAUGUUUGUAUUAUUAUCAUUUGUUAUACAAAAAAAACUUUAAUAAAAAUUAUUUGAAAAGAAUGUAGAGACGGUUCAAUAUUGAAAUGCGAAAGUAUUUGUCUUUUUUUGCAAUGUAACUUUAUAUUUAAUUUCAGGCUAUUUAUUUUCUGUUUAUUUUUACCAUGCAGAUACUUUGCCUGAAACUGUAAGCAAAUCAUUUCCAUCAAGCACAGUCAAAACAGGUAAAGCGACUGCAUAGUCAUGAUAUUAUCCAGUGUAUCCAACAUCUGUAUUUAUUUCUUUUUUUACACUAUUUACCUUCACACUCAUCACUACAACUAUGUUGCUGGGGGUUUUCACAAUAUAGGACCUCAUGUGAAACAUAAGCUUCAAUUUAAUUAUAUUGGCAAAAUCAGUUGAUAAUUAUUUUUUUUAAAUUAAUUUUCAACCAGUUUAAAGACAGCAGCAAACCACUAUACCUCUACUAGCCAGUUGACUUAAGCAUUGCGGAAACAAUUGGUUCUUCUGAAUCACUUUGGCUGAAAACAAAAUAAAGUCUGUACGGCAGAAUUUAGCACAUGCCACGAUUCGGCUUGGCAGAACUGCAGUAUCAAAAUUAAUUCGGCAGUCAAAAAAAAAAUGUCUACAAUAUUUCUUUAACUAAGAGUUACACUAUAUCAGACAUUUGUGAAAUGCUAAUUCUAAAUUUCAGUUAUAACAUUCUUAUAUAUCUGGAUUAAAAAGAAAAAAUAGGAAAUGAGACUUAGUUUCAUAAUUAUUAAUUGCAAUAUUUUUCCUUGUAUUCCCUGUAUUGAUGAAAAAUAAGGAGCAGGAGUCAGUGGGCAAAACUCUCCCGCAUAUCCAGUCUGUAGCUUCUGUGACUGUCCUUCAAUGUGGAAAGACACAUUGUCCAAUCCUCAACGCAGAUGGAGUAGUGGGAAGACAGACUAAAGAUUGUCCUUUGCUGUUACAAAAUUCUUUUCAUCAUCUCUAAAAUGGAAUAAAACUAGGGUUACCAUAUCUACCAUGUUUUCUGAGACACACAAUUUCAUGUUUUCUGUUGACACAGAAGUGUUGAUUGGCAGAAGUGGUGUAUUUUGGAUCUGUGCUGCCCUAGACAUGACGGAACUCUGGCACUCCCUAACUUAUAUUUGCCCUGCCCUUUCCCGUCAAGACCACACCUCUUCCUGUUAAAGACUAACAAACACUUCGACUGACAGUCACAAACUCUCCGAUACACUGACAAACACAAACUCACUGAUUUGACAUAAUCUGACAGAUGCACACACAAUCACUCACUGACAGACACAAGGACAGACACACAUAAUCACUCAGACCCACCCACAUUCACUGACAGACACUUACAGACACACACAUACAGACACACACAAUCACUCAGACAUAAACACAUUCACUGACAGACACACAUGCUCACUCACAGACACACACUGACAUACACUCACUCAUUCAGAGACAUACACUGACAGACAUACACACAUCCAAGCACAGACAGACACCCACACUCACGCAGACAUAUACACUGUCCCAGACUGAUAGACAAACACACACUCACAGACACACUGACAGCUAUAUACACACACACACACACAUACACACAUUCAUUGACAGACACACAAACACACACAUUUCCCCCCCCCCCCAACACUCACAGAUUACUGUUAUUUUUUUAAUUUUAAUUUAAAUCCACCCAGCCUCCCUACCUUUAGGAGAGCUAGGUGGAUAUUUUUCACCUGUGGUCCAGUGGGGCUGCUGGGCUAGCUGAUGGCCAGGUUGUUGAGCAAACAGGCAGGCAGAUGGUCAGGUGCGCAAAGCAGGCAGCGAGGGCGCUGAUUGGUAGCACAUGAAAAUUCUGCCCUGCAUUAUGGAUAAUGUAUAUGCUGCAGCAUAGCUAGGCAUUAGAUGUGUGCAUUCAUUAUCAGACAAACCACAUUUUAUCUGAAUUUUGGAAGCUUGCAGAUUUGAAGCUAUGCAAUUACUGAAAACAAACAUUUCCUGGAAAACAUUAUCACAGAAACCCCACUGCAUCAGUGAUUGAUAGUGCUGUUCCAGCUUUUGUAUAGAGUAAUUGCAAUGUUGUUUAUGUCGUAAUCUGGGUAAGCAGGUUGGGUUUUGCUUGGUAACAUGUUGGUCUGUUUGCAUUUUAUCUUUAUAUCAAAUGUCAAGUGUUAACAAUCCUGGCAAAGUGUGUUAACAAUAAUCCUGGCAAAGUCUGACAUUUUAAAAAAAACAACAAUUGUACACGAUUUUCCUUCCUGCAAAGAUAUUGUUUCUUAUAGAAAUAUUCCACUUCCAAACAAUCAAACUGUAACAAUACAUGUUUGCUUUUAUAGCAGCGUUUGAAGCAAAUUUUGCAAAAUGUAUCAUGGUGUAUAUUCUGUUUCCUGGAACAAAACAAGUACAUAUAUUAUAACCAUGGCUUCUUGGUUUCCCUCUAGUACAAUUGCAAAUAUUUUCAGCAUCAGUUAUGUGUAAUUGCAAAUUUACUUUUUUUAAAAUUACUAUUAUUUUUAAUUUGGGAUACAAAAAGCGUGGACAGGACAUGGUACAUAGCAACAAUAUGUUACAUUUAAACUUGUAGAUGAACAUUAUUUGAUAACUGUAGAAUCUACAACUAUGCAAUUGACAAAACUUAAGUUUAAUACGUCUCUGGGUGUUACACUUCGUAAUAAUAUAACAGUUCAGGGUAGAUAGUGGUUAACCAAUAUAAACAAGCAUUGGUGGAUAAGCCCAUGGGAUCUACAAAGUAAAAUGAUAUGAUAUAAACACGGUUCAAUAUUGUAAUUCAGUUUUGAAAAUAUGUAUUUUCUUGCAAUGCAACAUUAUAUUUUACUUUCAAGCUAGGACAUACUUGAAAACGAGAGAAAUCUCAAUGUAUCAUUCCUGGUAAAAUAUUUUAUAAAUAAAUAAAUAUUUUCUGUUUAUUUUUACCUUACAGUGUCUAGUAGUACAAAAGUAAGCUCACCAUCUUCAUCAAGCACAGUCAAGCCAGGUAAAGCUAUUGCAUAGUCAUGAUAUUACUCUGUUUCCUAUAUCUA
Pelobates cultripes (western spadefoot toad) is the source of this 34750-nucleotide messenger RNA. Lineage: Eukaryota; Metazoa; Chordata; Amphibia; Anura; Pelobatidae. The record is from the annotation of a GenBank genome assembly.